This is a messenger RNA of Paramormyrops kingsleyae, 4249 nucleotides long. It is a transcript of the gene fbxl18, whose product is annotated as F-box and leucine-rich repeat protein 18. Gene Ontology annotation, biological process: SCF-dependent proteasomal ubiquitin-dependent protein catabolic process. Gene Ontology annotation, cellular component: SCF ubiquitin ligase complex. Gene Ontology annotation, molecular function: protein binding. Lineage: Eukaryota; Metazoa; Chordata; Actinopteri; Osteoglossiformes; Mormyridae. The record is from RefSeq and is a predicted model, not a curated record.
GAAGUGCAGUUUGUGUUUCGGAAGUGUGUCCACGAUCCCGGUCCGGUGUGUUACAACUACUCCUGGAAAUGGGCGCAGUGGGGAAAUAUCUAAAUAAAACGGAUCAGUUCAUAAUUAUAAGGAAUUAUAUUUGAUAUUUGAGUAGGUAUGUAUUCUUGUCGAAAAAGGACACCGAACAUGGAUAAUCAAAAUACAGAGGCGAGAUUUAGUCUGGACUGUGUUGAAGAGAGUGGCCUCAGCAUUUCAGGUUUUUCCGAUGAGAUCUUGUUGAACAUUCUCACACAUGUGCCCAGUCAUGAUCUGGUACUCAGCGUGGGCAGAGUCUGUAAAAAGAUGAAGACACUGAGUCUUGACAAGAGUCUCACUAACCAUGUUCGACUUUCCAAAGAAUAUCUGGCCAGUGAUGAUGCUGUUAGGCAAGUGGUGAAGGAGCUGGCCAGUGACAUCCAGACCUUAAGUAUGAGUGGCUGCUAUUGGCUCUCUGGGGCUACCAUUGACCAGUUAACCAGGUGCAAAGGUCUGGUCAAGCUGGAUCUGUCAGGUUGUCGACUCACCUCACUGAGACUCUCAAAGAUCCUGUCUGUGCUCAGGGGCCUGCGAUCCUUGGCCAUCGAUAUAGACAACGGUUUUGACUUGAAUCAGCUAAGCAGUGAGAGCAAGGCCACCCUGAGCCGGGUCAAUGAGCUCAAGCAGACCCUGUACACACCCUCCUAUGGUGUGGUCCCCUGCUGUACUAACCUGGAGAGACUGCUGUUGUACUUUGAAAUCCACGAUGUCACUCGAGAGGGCUCCACUGUUUGUUGUCAGCUGAUGGUGGGGCAGAGCAGCAUACCACACUACCAGAACCUACAGGUGUUCUUCGCUCGGCUGGCUCCUGGUGAGGUCAACCAGACCCUCAUGAACCUGUACCUGGCUGUCUUCAGUGUCCGUGUCCCCGAACACCUGCGGGUUUUUAUCAUCUCUAUUCCUGGGAAUAACCCGGGCCAUUGGCCCGCUGCCCGGAGCCUUCUAGAAGGCAUGGCCAGGAACGGAGCCCUGGAGGCCCUGCAACUGCCGAAGACCUGGGUGGAGCACUCCUCCCUCCAGUGCAUCCUUAAGCACAGCGUGCCCUCCCACCUGAACUUCAGCCGCUGUUCCGUGUUCGGGAGCCACCUCAUCCACCGCAUCCUGAGCAACGUCCAGGAUCUCCGGCAGCUGGUCAGCCUGAACCUCAGCGGCUGCAUUCAGGGGCUCUUCUUAGACUGUACGUGGAAGGCUGACGAACAGAUAGACGGUUGCGCCAUGGAGUCGCUGGUGAGCGCCUGCCCCAACAUCAGACACCUCAACCUGUCGGCAGCGCACUACCACGGCACGCCUGGCUCGGAGGAGCAUCUCUGCACGUUCCUGGCCAGGCUGAGGAGCCUGCGCUCCCUGGCCCUGCCUGUGUGCGCCGUCUCGGAUGGUGCGAAGACCUCUGAGCAGGUGGUGCAGGACAAUGUGGCUCCACUCUCCAGCUCCCUCAUGCUGGGCCUCAAGAAGACUGCUCGUGUUGGCCUGCAGACCUAUAGGGUAAACUCGGAGCCUAGGGCCAGUGAAUCCAGCUCCGCCUUCCGGGCCCUCCUGGAGGGAAGCCCCUUCCUCGAAGUGCUGGAGCUCAUAGGGUCGAACUUUUCUUCUGCAAUGCCCCGCAAUGAGCCGGCCAUCCGCAAAGAGCAGGCGGCUUGCAGUCUGGCGGGACAGAUCGGGGACUCGGAGGUGGCGGUGGUGGGUAUGCUGCUCUUCCUGCGCAGGCUGACCUUGGCGCAGCUUCCAGGGAUGCUCAAGGGAACUGGCUUGCUGGAGGUGGCCAUGAAAUGUCGGGACCUGCAAACGCUCUCCCUCGCCAACCUGGGAGUUCUGAAGAACAUGACCUACAUGCCAUCCCUCAUUGAGGCUCUACCUUACUGCAAACAACUGAGAGACUUAAGACUCGAGCAGCCCUACAUCAACGCCAACGCCCGGUUCUUCCAGGCACUGAGCCAGUGUCGUGCCCUGCGUCGACUCUGCAUCAUCUCGCGCAACGGCACCUUCCAGGCGGACGCAGUCGUGUCCUUCAUGGAGAGCUGCCUCGACGUUAUCGUGUGUCACAUGUUCAUGGGUGGGACCCUGGUGGCCUGUCGGAACCUUCAAAAAACCCUUCAGGACAGGUUUUCGUCGGAGCGUCCGGCGCUCAACGUCGUCAUCUACCCCUUGCUACAUGAAGACCUGGCUCUAAUCAUCAGAGAGAUGCCCCUCCUGCACCUGGACGAGAUCACGCUGUUCAAGAGCCGCGUGGCUGAGGACCCGCCACAGCUAUGGUGGUAGUUGUCACUGUUUGUCCCUCGUCUCCAUUUGUUAGCACAAAGGAGUGACUUCAAGGGACUUAACCACCAGCUGAAGAUGUGCUCCAACCUCAAAGUCAAAAUGCUCAAGUGAGGUUCUGCAUAAGAAUUGUUCAGGAAAAGGGGCAAACCCUUGCAAAUCUCUGUAUAAAUCAGUUAUUUAAAGUGUAUUUAGUGUAGUCUUAAGUUCUGCAAGCUCUGACCCCAUUUUCACACUCUCUACCCUACUCUCUUUCCCAGUUUGAAGUCUCUAUUUGAGUAGUUGUGUCACCUUUGGAUUUCCAUCUGUGAUAUUGUCAGCUCUUUGACGGUGAUGUUUACAGUGUGGCCCAAUCACAGUUAAAUGACCCAGUUUUAGGAGCGUAUCCCCCCCGUGCUUUUUCUUGCAGAGGAAAUGGAAAGCUCCCGCUGACUGUGAAUUUGUGCUGCCAGUCUGGUCUCUGCGGAGGUCUGCUAUUACAGUCUCAUUACUUCUCAUCCUCUGGCCUGGGUACGUCAGAGUCGUCUUGAAAGGGCCGUGACUGAGGGGAAAGUAAGGACCUUUCCUGAUCAGAGCUGCCACCUUUUGAUUUCUCCCCCGCAGCAAAUGGAACCGAUUGUCGAUUUUUCUAUUGAGCAGCUGUAAUUCCUGAAUAGCAACCUAAUGGUGGAAGGGAGGGAGGGGAAAAAAAUAUGUUGAGAUUCCAUUUGCUCCCAUUCCGUCUUCUCUCAGCUGGUGCUCUUUUGCAAUCAUGGAGGAUUUUAUAUGCUAUAGAUGAUCAUAGACUCUGCUAAUGUCACAGCAAUCACCAGGCUCUCAAAAUAUUCCCUCGCAUGGAGCUGGAAAUCCCUUUCUCUCUUUGAUUUUACUUUUACCUUGCACAUUAAUGCCUGUGGAUUGAAGCACUCGUCCUUUUGGCUUUUCAGGUCCUUGGCAUGAGUUGUUUUCUGUGUUUCGUCCUACUGCUCCGUACCCAUGAUUUUCAGUCGGUGCCAAUGUCAAACUUCAGAAGCUUGUGUAACACAGCAAAUGCCAGCAAAUCAGCAGCUUGUGAUGGGCAAUAGAAACUUACCUGGAUGCAUGAUAAAGACGGGGAUUGUGGCGUGUCACUCUUGGUCAUGAAUGGCUCGGCGUUGAGAACCCUUUGAGGAGUACGUUGUCAUAUUCUGACUAUGUUUGGUGCAGUAUACGGGUCUGCCGUCAAAGUGAAGCGAACGUAUCUGUCUCUUUGAGAGUGUUUCUUGUGGGAGUUGAGAAAGGAAAGCAGAAAGAGCCUAAUCCAGUGAGGCUGAAUCCAUCACGCUGUGAGUUUAAUUAACUGCUUCAGUGAUCGGAUCCAUUUUUUUUUCCCUUUCUCUUUAUGUUUUUUCCCAAAAUGUACUAUCCUCUUGGUCUUAGCACUUCAAACAGCUAUUAUUUCUGUUGAUUUUCUGAUUUUGACUGUUGAACAUCUGUGUUCUUGCAGUAUGCUGAAUGAAUGGGCGGAUGACUAGAUUUUCAGACGUACUCUGUUUCAUUAAUUCUUUUCUGACCGUAUGGGGUUUGUUAUAUGGCGUAUGAAUAGUUAUUGGAUGAAUGGAGAAUGGAUGGUGUGCGUAAUAUGUGGAAAUUUGACAAUCACUAUUUUAAUUUUUUUAUUUUUUAUUUUUACUAAAUUUCCCAGUGGGGAUAUAUGGGGAAUUUUUAUUUCACUGUACAUAUGUAGCACUGUCAGCCAAAAUAAAUUUGUUUAGUUUGUGGUUUAAUUUUUGAAACCGUUAUCCAUGUACUUCUAAUGUACACCAAGCCAUUUACUUCAAAAUACUUCACACACCAGCAUAAUUUAAAUAUGUGAUAGCAUGUUUUCAGAAAUGUUUUAAUGUGGCGCAAAAAGUUUAGGUGUUUCUAUCCAUCUGGUUCCCCAUAAAAUUUUUGGUCGAGUUACAAAAUA